This is a messenger RNA of Danio rerio (zebrafish), 1063 nucleotides long. RefSeq names its product iron-sulfur cluster assembly enzyme b (gene iscub). Gene Ontology annotation, biological process: iron-sulfur cluster assembly. Gene Ontology annotation, molecular function: iron-sulfur cluster binding; iron ion binding. The record is from RefSeq and is marked validated. Gene Ontology annotation, cellular component: cytoplasm. NCBI's taxonomy places the organism in Eukaryota, Metazoa, Chordata, Actinopteri, Cypriniformes, Danionidae.
GAUUCAAGUGCGUCAUUCUGAAAUCAUGGCGGCGUCGCUGGCGAAGAAGUGCGCUGCUCCGCAAAUCCUCAAAACACUUUCAGCUCCAACCUUGAGGACGCAGAUUGGGUAUCACAAAAAGGUCGUGGACCACUAUGAGAAUCCAAGAAAUGUAGGAUCUUUGGAUAAAAAUGCUAAGAAUGUUGGCACCGGGUUGGUUGGUGCCCCUGCAUGUGGAGAUGUGAUGAAACUUCAGGUCGAGGUGGAUGAAGCUGGGAAGAUUGUGAAUGCAAAGUUCAAAACUUUUGGCUGUGGCUCUGCUAUUGCUUCCAGCUCUUUGGCUACCGAGUGGGUGAAAGGCAAAUCUGUCGAUGAGGCCCUCAAGAUAAAAAACACUGAGAUCGCUAAAGAGCUUAGCCUUCCUCCAGUCAAACUGCACUGCUCGAUGCUGGCAGAGGAUGCUAUUAAAGCAGCUUUGGCCGACUACCGCCUGAAACAGGAAGGUGAACCGGUUGAGGAGACAGCUGUGGCCCGCAACUAGGAGGCACAUUUGAUCCUUUAAAUCAGUGGUUCUCAACUGGUGCUUAACAACCAAAUGGGGUUUCAGAUCGGCUCGGAUUGGGUCAUGGGCAAUAGAGAAUUGAAACUACUAAAUGCCAGUAUCAAAAUGUGAUCAAAUAUACAUGGUUAUUGUUCUCUUGGAAGAGAAAAAGGCAGUUUUAUUGUGUGAUUGAUUUUGCGUAUUGUUGGGUCGACAUUGUUUAUUCUGAAACAUCAUUUAGGUCUUGAAAGCCAUUUGAGAAAUCCUUGUGAUAAGUUUAGACCAAAGCUCUCCAACUCUUGCACUGUAGCCAGUCUUUUAAACGCACAAUAUAAAAGCACUGAAUGUUACUGUCUAAUAUUAGUUGUAAUGAAAAAAUGUGGUUUCACUUGCUAGCUGAAUACGCACACAGAUUAUUUUAUUGUAUUAUGUUAGUUUGAAGGGACAGAAACAUGAUUGUGUUGGUGAUUUAUGCUGCUGAGAUUGUAUUUGAUGGCCUUUCAAACAUUAUUAGCUUUAAAAUAAAGCAUAUGUAAAACUGAA